Striga asiatica is the source of this 372-nucleotide messenger RNA. NCBI's taxonomy places the organism in Eukaryota, Viridiplantae, Streptophyta, Magnoliopsida, Lamiales, Orobanchaceae. The record is from the annotation of a GenBank genome assembly.
AUGACUGCAGUAAAAGUAAAUGCAAUGAUUUUGAAAGUAGUGUUGUUGUGUGUGUUGCUUCAUUGGAGCCCGGCCUACUCAACACGGUUUAUUGUUGGAGACAAUAGAGGCUGGAGCUACAAUGUAUCCGGCUGGGAAGAUGGCAAGAGAUUCUACCAUGGUGACAUUCUAGUUUUCAGGUAUGUCCCAGCCUAUAACAAUGUUGUAGUUGUGGAUAAGUCGAGUUAUGAUUCUUGCACCUGGCCAGCAAAGGGCAAGACGUAUACUUCUGGUAAUGAUAUGAUAAGGCUAAGAAAAGGGCCUAAUUAUUUCAUUUCUGGGCAUUGGGGACAUUGUUACAAUGGAGUGAAGAUAGCUGCUUAUGCUGCUUAA